AUGGAGCCACCGACGACGGAUACCACCGGUAUGAAUCCAGAGCGCGUCGUUUUCCUGCGAGGAAUUUCUGCCGGUGGAAACGAUUUAUCCAUCACAUCGUACGUGACGGAGGAAAGAAAGCCAGGACCCAUCCGUAGCGGUGCCAAUGCCACUGGCUUGGGUCAGUCAGUCGGCGGUGCGGAGGACUCGGACGAGGGACUCGGACCGUUGGCGACUCAAAUGUCCACCUCAUCCGCCGGAGGGUCUCGGAAGCGUUCCUACGGUGAGCUCGAGGAGCGGCUGACGGAGCCCUCGGCUGGCUACGACUCGCGUGUGCAGCUGCAGAGGCCACCUCUGCUGUGCCCAGUGCCGCGGUCGAAUGAGAAUACCAUCUACCUUGUAAGCCUCUUGCGCUACCGUCUUCUUCGACUCACGCUCGUGCCGACGGCGAACAAAAAGCUGUUCCCUGCAGCGGGGACCCAUUUCUUCCAAAUUACUGAUGCAGGACUCGUUAUGAACGAGACGAUACGGAAUCAAUCGAGCUUGCCCCUGCUGCGUUUGACGCCCGUGACAACUGCCGUCGACGGUGCCCUAGACCGAGUGGCUCGCGGUGCCCUUCUGGAGGAUGUUUGGUCUACGCUGUUGCCCGCUGCCAAGUACGACAUGGCCCACCAGCUUGGUAAAAUUGUCAAGCUCAUGCGCAAGACGACACGUGGCGCCUUGGAAAUGUCCGACCACCAGCUUGGCUCCGUCAUCUCCGGCGAUUACUCGUUGCUUCUCGAGAAACGCCAAAGCAGGACGUAUUGGGCCAUUCGUCCCCGUCCGACGCAGGCCCAGUUCGUGGCAUUCCUCCUCGCCGCCAUGCACCCCUCCGUUCCGAGAGCGUUGGUCGGAAGGAUAAGUAACCAGUUUCGAGAGACAGCUUCGGUCGUCCUAUCUCACGGCGAGCUCUGUCCGCGAAACAUCAUCAUCGACAACACCAAAAUCGUCGCCAUAGUCGGCUGGGACUGUGCAGGCUGGUACCCGGAGUGGUGGGACUAUGUCAAGUUCUUCGAGCCUUCUACCAAGGCCGCCAAUGCAGACUGGUACGACUAUGCGAGCGAAAUUUUCGAGAGAGAGGACUUGCCUGAGCUCGUCGCUUAUCGGAGCAUCGUCCGGUGGGCCGCUCCGUGGCCCUUGCCAUGA
Molecule: messenger RNA, 1164 nt
Organism: Drechmeria coniospora
Lineage: Eukaryota; Fungi; Ascomycota; Sordariomycetes; Hypocreales; Ophiocordycipitaceae
Exons: 2
Coding region: 1-1164 (387 amino acids)
Source: RefSeq, a predicted model, not a curated record